Molecule: messenger RNA, 4023 nt
Organism: Cladocopium goreaui
Lineage: Eukaryota; Dinophyceae; Suessiales; Symbiodiniaceae
Source: the annotation of a GenBank genome assembly
AUGGCCAUCACGGGCCGCACUUGUUUGGGUAUGCAACACCCCACCUUGGAAGUGAGAGAUGAUGACUGGGUUGAUAUUGAUGAUGGUGCAGCGGUUGAGAACGCUGAGCUUGAAAUGGCAGUUCAGACACAGGUCACAGAGAAUGCGAAACACUUGCAAUCCAAGGAGUCUCACAAUUCUUCAUCACAGUGUCCCGGAGGGCUGGACACAGAUGGCUGCAUUUGGACACUCCUGAGGAGUCAAGUUCGACUGCUUCCUCAUCGUCCACUGACGGUGACGAUAGCCCUGAAGGGGAACAGGCCGGAGACUAAACGUCAGGCGCUGAAGAGCUUAAAAUUCAGGUUUAGACCGCCAGCGUGGGUUGCCAUGGACGAAGCACAACAAAAGGAAUAUGUUGCUGCGCAUAUGGAUUCAGAUUUACAAUUUGUUUUGUCAGAUUCCGGCAUCUCUUUGGAGGGACAGGUUGCCAUUGCUCGGAGGUAUGGCAACAUGAGGAAAUUUAGGGCAGUUGUUGACACACGUGCAGACGUGCGUAGGGCCUGUUUGAAUGACUUUGCGAUUCCACAGGAUACACCAGAGAGCAGGGCAGAGACAGCUGCAGUGGUUUCAGCCUGGGAGGUUGCCCAGGAAUACAUCUCGAAGGAGGUGGAGAUUCGUGCAGAGGCAAAGGUUCUUGGCCAGCCACGGGCCUUGCAGGUCUACGAGAGGCAGGCAAUGUUGAAAGCAGUGGAGUUGGUCUAUGGGCCAUUACAAGAGGCAGAAGCCCCUUCUGCUGAGUAUCUUUCAGUCAAGGCAGAGGAGACAGAAACAAAUGAGCCACAGGCUUCGUCGUUGGACGAAGUAACCAGCAAGCGUGACUCACAAACGGCAGAGCUUCAGACUGGCUUGGAUUCAUCAGGACAUAUCAGGAUCACAAAGACCAAGGUGAAAUCGAAGCUUCCGGCGACCACGGAAGAGUAUCGCAGAGGCAGUCAGAGAGUCAAGCCCGAUUGGUCUAUCGUGUUGAACUUUGAGCACAGGUUGCGUAAAGAGGCUUGCAAGAUGAUUGUCAGAGAUGGUAUCUCACUUGCCGAUGCUUUGCACCGGGUGAUCCAUGACCCGGAGCUCAAGGAGACGUUUUUCACCACCCCUGUUGCGUUACGCGCUUCCAUGUCACAGCACUCAGAGGGCUUUCAGCAGAACAAGUUUCAAAGGUUCAACAGCAAGGGCUCAAAAGGCAAGGGAAAGGAGAUCCGUAAAGAGUUAGCUGGUUUGCAGCUGGCAUGGAGGACACCAGACAAUCGUGAGUUGUGCUUUGGUUACAAUACAGGCACUUGCAAUGGCAAAUGUGAUCGAGUUCAUCACCGGGGUGGCGUGCCAAACGGGCCACCGGCACAGCCAGUGCUGGUAAAGGUUCUCUAUUUGUUUGCUGGGAAGCGGCGGCAAUCGGAUGUCAGCACUUUCUUGAAAAAGCUGGAGGAAGCUGGAAAGAUUCGAUUGCAGUUGCAGGAAUUUGACAUCGAACGUUCUGAGACACAUGAUUUGCGAAGCAAAGAGCUGUGGGACCAGAUAUGUGAGACACUCAAGGAGGGAGGAUGGUUUUUGAUCGUCAGUCCUCCGUGCAACACCUUUUCACGUGCACGAUUUCAAUGGCGACGGUAUCCUGGCCCAAGGCCACUCAGAAGUCGCACAUGGCCUAAGGGAUUCCCAUGGCUUUCAAAUGUUAAUGCGAAAAUCGUCAACGAGGCCAAUGAGUUUGUCUUGCAGUGCAUUAAUGCUUGCUAUGUAGUUGUACAGCAUGACGGAUGGUUUUUGCUUGAGCACCCUGAAGAUUUAGGGAUCGUUGACGGUGAGGUCCCAGGCUCCAUAUGGCAAUGGGAGGAGAUCCACAAUUUACUUGCAUGGUGUCACGGUAUCACAAUAGCAAUUCAUCAGUGCCAAUUUGGCGCAUUGACAUCCAAGCCUACACGACUGAUGUGUAAUUUUCAGGUUCAAGACCGCAGGUGCUACUUGGGGUUUCCAAAGUUUGACAAGACUAACAGGUAUUUGGGCCCACUUCCACAGAAAUGCGGUCACAGACACACGUACAAACUUAUGGGAAAGACUGGAAACCGUUGGAAUACAAGUCCAAGUGCAGCAUACCCUCCAGGUAUGUGCAAAUUUAUUGCAGAUGCCAUUUUUGGUGCUGUCGCAACCUCCGGAGGGGGUGCAAAGAAUGGCAAGCAAUUGGCUUCACUUGAGUCAAGUGGGGCUGGAGCCCCACUUGAGUCGAGUAUUGCCCCUUCUCACAAAACAGCCUCCAACGUUGAGUCAACUGAGUCAGCAGCGGCACCACUUGAGUCAAGUGCUAUGCCUUCUUGCACAGCGGUGUUUUGCAGGGAUACAGCUACGCCAACAACAGAUACGGCCCCAGGAGAGGCUCAGAACCAUGCAUGUGCUGAAAACGAUGAUGACGAGGUACAUGACACACAGGGCUUUGAUAUGGAAGCAUGCUUGAAUAGGGGCCGCCCUAUUAGUGUUGAAUGGGAUGGCCGCUCUCGUGAGUUUGUGGAUGGGUUUGGUCUUUGCUCACCCACGAGAUGGCCACCUCUUGCAAGAGGUGUGAGGAGGUCGGACACAAUGAGAAAGUUGGCGUCAGAGACUUUUGUUUUGCUGCAGGAUAUGGUUCACAGAUGCAUCCCUGAUGUCAGGGCAGCGGCGUUCAGAUUGGUUACUGGAAAGUUUGAAUCCUCACCGUUUUCAGUUGGAGAGCUUACAGCAUUGAGAAAGAGGUGGGCUUCCCUUUUGUCUGAUCCAGCAGAUGCACUUAUUGUUGAUGAGGGACAACCGUUUUUGCUUAGGGGGCUGUCACAAUGGCUCACAGUAUACCCUGAGAAAGUGAAGCAUAGAAAACUUGAUGACUCCGAGUUCAAUCCCAUUGCAAACAACUAUCAAUCAGCUCAGGUCUCAUCCACUGAGUUGGAAGCCAAGUUCAGAGAAGAGGAGGCAUUGGGGCGCAUGUACCCGACCAGGUUUUCUACGUUGAAGCAGGAGUUUGGUGAAGAGCGUAUCAGGAUUGCUGCCAUGGCUGCGAUUGCCAAGCCUGACGGCACCGUCAGGCCACUACAUGAUGGUACACAUUCAGUUCAAGUUAACAAUCGCAUUGUUUACAGAGAUCAGAUACAAUGCCCUGGACCUGCUGAAGUUGCAGCAGUGGUGAGGGAAUCUGUUGAAACCUUGGAAGCUCCCUUUUGUGUGUCGGCAGACAUUAAAGCGGCACACAGACUUGUGAAGGUGCGUCGUUGUGAUUGGCCAUACAUGUGUUGCAAAGCAAACACUGACUCACCUACAGUGUGGGUUAACAGGGUUGGAACUUUUGGCAUCUCAAGCGCGCCCUACUGGUGGGCGAAACUCUUGGCAAUGGUUGGACGAUUUGUAGGGCAUCUCAUGAUGAACGCUUGGUUUCUUCAUCUGGUUUAUGUUGACGACUUACACGGAUCAUUUGUCGGCAGGGAGAAAUUUUCGAACUUGUGGGUUUGGAUCUUGGCCUUUGAACUGGUUGGCACACCGUUUGCCUAUCACAAGUUUCGUGGCGGGUUCUCCUCUGAAUUUGUUGGAUACCAACUGAGAUAUGACCUCAAUGAGGUAGGGAUUUCUUUACGAAGGGGCGAUUGGCUUGUGAAAUGGAUCAACACCGCUGCGGAAAAGAGGUUUGUGGUUGUGACUCGUGAAUUCUCUGAAUUUCUUGGCCGGCUUGGAUUCGUCUCUCAGUUACUGGUGUGGCUGAAGCCGCAUUUAUCGCCAUUGUAUGCUUGGGCAUCAGCCACAUCCGGCAGCACAGUUGCGAAGCUUCCGGAUGCGGUGAUCUUGACAAUGACAUAUUUGCUGACUGAGUUCAGAUCUGAAACUUACAUGGUCUCAGCGAAGAGGCCGGCCACAUUCACAGGUGAGCAAUUCAGGACAGAUGCAAAGUGCACUGACACUUCAGUUGUCCUUGGUGGAUGGGAAAUAUCAACUGGUCGAUGGUUCCAGCUUAUUCUGUCGGAGUCCGACGUGCCAUAUUAA